Molecule: messenger RNA, 207 nt
Organism: Sclerotinia sclerotiorum 1980 UF-70
Lineage: Eukaryota; Fungi; Ascomycota; Leotiomycetes; Helotiales; Sclerotiniaceae
Exons: 3
Coding region: 1-207 (68 amino acids)
Source: RefSeq, a predicted model, not a curated record
AUGCCUGUCCCUCUAUACAAAAGAACCGAAAAGGCUGACUUUGAAUAUGAUGGGAAACGUUCGGUUUGGCCGGAGCAUACAUUCCUUAAAAUCCUUAUCGACUUGACCUUACCGAUUGCGGCCUUCCUCUUCCGGAAAACGAUGUCGAUAUAUUUAUCUCCGACUUAUUUCUUAGCAUUAUUGGAAAGUCGCUCUGGAUGUUACUGA